AUGGUGUUUUUACCUUGGAUCACCAUCGCAAUUGGAGUCCUCACGGCAUACGUUGUGACUAAACUCUUUACUUUUAAGAAGCCCCCAGCGCCACUACCACCCGGUCCACCUCCCAAACCACUUAUUGGUAACCUGAAAGACCUGCCGCAAAAUGGAGAGAGGGACUGGGAGCAUUGGCUGAAACACAAAAAGCUUUAUGGGCCGAUUAGCUCCAUCACUGUGUUAGGUCAAACCUUUGUCAUUCUCAAUGAACCAAAGCUCGCAGUCGAGCUCUUCGAGCAGCGGUCCAAGUGGCAUUCGGAUAGGCCUAAGAUGUUCUUUGCGACCGAAAUGUCCGGAAUUGGAGGCAUCCUGGGAAUGAUCCCUUAUUCUGAUCGCUCCAAGGCAAUCCGCAAAGCCAUGAACAAGGAGAUUGGAUCGAAGGUAGCUGUUUCUCGUUUUAAUCGACUGCAGGAGGCUGAGACGCGUCGCUUUUUACUACGGGUUCUCGAGGCGCCGGAGGACCUGAGAAACCAUAUUCGGAAAGAAGCCGGUGCAGUUGUUCUUAAACUUGCGUACGGGUAUACUGCCGAGCCACACAAACAGGAUCCGUUGGUUGAUUUGGCAGACGUGUCUAUGUAUUACUUUUCGCUGGUUUGUCGCUAUGGAGCUUGGUUGGUGGAUGUUAUCCCCAGCUUGAGAUAUCUCCCGUCUUGGUUUCCGGGGACCGAGUUCAAACGCAUAGGCCAGAGGUCCAAAGAGGCUUUUGAUAACUUUGGUGGGAAGCCAUAUAAUUUCGUGAAGCAACAAAUGUCGCAAGGCACACACCAUCCAUCUUAUCUGUCAAGCAUUCUAGAAUCAGAAGAUAUUGAGCCUGGGUCAGAGAAGGAAUACGUGACAAAAUGGUCCGCAGCAUCGAUUUAUGCCGGUGGCGCUGACACGACAGUGUCCACAAUGGCAUGCUUCUUCCUUGCCAUGGCGCUGUAUCCUGAGGCUCAGAGAAAGGGUCAAGAGGAGAUUGAUCGUGUCGUCGGAAACAACCGUCUUCCUACCUUUUCCGACCGGGAUAAUCUGCCCUAUAUCAACGCCAUGGUGAAGGAAGUCCUCCGCUGGCACCCAGUCGUACCGACCAACUUGCCUCAUGUUUCGACCCACGAUGAUAUGUGUCAAGGAUAUUUUAUCCCGAGGGGCUCCAUAGUUCUUGCUAAUAUCUGGGGUUUCACACACGACCCAGACGUCUUCCAUGAUCCUAUGGCAUUCAAGCCGGAGCGCUAUCUGGGCGAGAACCCCGAGCCGGAUUCUCAUAGGCUCUCUUUCGGAUUCGGCCGUCGAAUCUGUCCCGGUCGCGUUAUGGCAGAUGCGGCCAUUUACCUCAAUAUUGCACAAUGCUUGGCGGCCUUCAACAUUACCAAGAAAGUCGUCGAUGGGAAGGAAGUCGAGCCCAGAGUAGAAUUUCAGGCCGCCCUUAUCAGUCAUCCGGAGCCGUAUGAUGUGAGCAUUAAGCCUCGGAGCGAGGUGCAUGAGGAGCUCAUUCGCGCGGUGGAAAUAGAAUAUCCUUGGGAGAAGAGCCAUGCGGAUGAGCUUGCUAAUAUCAAGGCAUAG
Messenger RNA from Aspergillus caelatus, 1581 nucleotides. Its product is annotated as cytochrome P450. The record is from RefSeq and is a predicted model, not a curated record. The transcript has 7 exons. Lineage: Eukaryota; Fungi; Ascomycota; Eurotiomycetes; Eurotiales; Aspergillaceae. Gene Ontology annotation, molecular function: heme binding; oxidoreductase activity, acting on paired donors, with incorporation or reduction of molecular oxygen; iron ion binding. Bases 1 to 1581 code for a protein of 526 amino acids.